This is a messenger RNA of Umbelopsis ramanniana AG, 1696 nucleotides long. RefSeq lists its product as uncharacterized. NCBI's taxonomy places the organism in Eukaryota, Fungi, Mucoromycota, Umbelopsidomycetes, Umbelopsidales, Umbelopsidaceae. The transcript is spliced from 10 exons. The record is from RefSeq and is a predicted model, not a curated record. Gene Ontology annotation, molecular function: metalloexopeptidase activity. Gene Ontology annotation, biological process: proteolysis. The coding region runs from base 35 to 1567 and encodes 510 amino acids.
AGGCGGGGUUGUCAACUGAAUUCUUGUAACCAGCAUGCCAACAACUGAAUCAACCCCACUAUUACCUUCCAGUCAACCUAGUUCAUCUUCCAUUACAUUGCCAAGAACAUGGCGGCGAGCCUUGGAAUGGGGACUUAUUUGUGGCCUUGCUGUAUUAUUAUUUAUCACUGCACUUGUGUUUGCCGAACAAAAAUUCGGUGGACACCCGUCCAUGAACAUGGUCAUCAAAGCGCUACACACCAAUGAUGUCAUGGAGCAUCUCAAAGCGCUGGUGGAAGUAGCAAAACACCACCACAAUUCACGCAGCAUACGGAACGGAUACAAUGCAUCAGCUGAAUACAUUAUUCACCAAUUGGAGGAUUCUGGAGCCUGUGAUGUAUCCACGCAGAUCUUUCCUGUCUCGAUGUGGGAGAAGAAGGAAAAUACCGAAUUCAUUAUAUUGACUGGUGAUGUUGCUGUAUUUGUAGACCAGCAAGAUUUUGCUACUCUGAAAUCCACAGCCCCUUCCACUCUUUUGUUCGACAAUAGACUCAUUGAGAUCGAUGACUUGUGUAGUGCACAGGAAUGCUCCAGAACUGUUCAUAAAAAACUAGUCAUAGCACCAUAUUCCUAUCAGAUGGAGGAGAAUGUGGACAUUGCAAAGCGUCUUGCCAAGGCAAAUGCGGCUGCCGUAUUGUUUGUCCUUUCAAGGUCUUCCAAUCCGGUGCACUUUGAAGAUCAGCAUAACAGCUUUUUCGAAAGCAAUGUCACAUUACCUGUUUUUGUUAUGGAUAACAACAUGUAUACCAUUUUACUCGAUGUGAUGCAGGGCGACUACCUUGUCAACAUUCAAACAAGCGUGCUCAUUACCACGACAUAUACAUACAAUAUUCUAUGCAACUGGAAAUCGGGAGACGAUAAGAACAAGAUUAUCGUAGGAUCUCAUUUAGAUUCGGUUGAAAAUAGUCCUGGUAUCAAUGCUGGCUCAGGAGCAGCCACCUCACUGGCUAUUGCCUUGACACUUGCCAAGCUCAGUUAUCAGCCUACCAACCAACUAGUUUUUGCAUGGUGGAGUGGAAAGGAAGUUGGAGAUGCUGGUAUCUCCCGCUAUUUGCACAACAUGACUGAAGAACAAGUUAACGCCACGACUGCUUAUAUCAAUCUUGAUAUCUUGGGCAGCCAAAACUACAUUCCAUACAUUCUCCGCACCAACCCCACAUCCGAGGUGGUAAAUGGCCGGUCACAGCAGAUAGCCAAGAUUUUUGAGAAGUACUUUGAUCAAGUAGGCUACAAGUACGCGCACACUUCCACUACCGAUGGUACGGAGCACGAUGUAUUUGCUGUCAAAGCUGGUGUAGCAUAUGGUGGACUGUACUCGGGAAUGGGACCUAAGACACCGUCUCAAAAGAGAAAAUUUGGAGGAAUAGCCUACGUAGAUGCCGACCCAUGUUAUCAAUUGGCUUGCGAUACAUUGGAUAAUGUCAGCACAGAGGCAAUCAAUUUGCUCUCUCACGCUGCUAUCUAUGUUAUUCAUGCGCUGUCAUCGACACUGAACCUUCGUGGCUAUUUGGAUGGAACGACGGUUUGAUCCAAAGGAACGAUGAUAUAACCGAGCGGAGUUUAACACAUGUGAAAGGGCGAAAAAGCAUUGUGCUUGAGUCAGCCGUUUUGAGAUAUCAUAGGACUUAAUAGUAAUAAAAGUACCGAACCCUUUGUU